AUGCCUCGCGCCGCCACCAGCGACCUGCCAGCCUGCUCCGACUUCUUCUCCGGCUCCAUCCACACGGCCCGGCCUCUCGGUCACUUCGAGACCCUCUUCGACGUGGAGACAUAUGUCACCCGCGGCACUGCCACCUCCAACUCGACCAUUGUCUUCUUGACCGACGACUUCGGCCUCAACCUCGUCGACAACAAGCUCCUCGCCGACCAAUACGCCUCAAGGACGGGGCUGCGCGUCCUCGUGCCCAACCUCCUCCCAAACGGGGGGCUUCCCGUGUCUACAAUACGUCUCGCCGACAAGCUGGCGGCGUCGGUCCAGUGGUACAAUCUCUUUGGCCACGCGGGGCGCGCGUGGUCCGGCCUGAAAAUCACCAUCAUCCUCACCAGCUUCUCCUUCAAGGUGCGAAGAGCUUUCCCUUCUGUCCUGAACUACGUGCGCGCUGUGAGGGCCUCCUUGCCUCUGGGGUCCAAGCUUGGCAUCGCCGGCUUCUGCUUGGGAGGCAAUUGGUCAUCUCGGCUGUGCGCCGAGCAUGCCACGGAGGGAGGAGGCUCGCACCUGGUCGGCGCACACUUCACCGCCAACCCAUCAAAUAUCGACCCCGGUGAGUUUGCCAGGCUUGCGAAUAGAUUCAAGGUACCGCAGAGCCUGGCCCUCGGGAAUGGGGACGCCGACUUGCCUAUCGAACAGGCGCACGACUUGGAGACGAACCUCAGGCGGGUCUACCGAGACAACCUCGACAGAUUGGAAGUCAGGAUAUAUGAAGGGUGCAGGCGUGGCCUCGCACUGCGCGCGGACUCGCAGACCGACCAGGCGGUCGCGUGGUUCCGAAGGUGGCUCGUCUGA
Molecule: messenger RNA, 843 nt
Organism: Diaporthe batatas
Lineage: Eukaryota; Fungi; Ascomycota; Sordariomycetes; Diaporthales; Diaporthaceae
Exons: 1
Coding region: 1-843 (280 amino acids)
Molecular function (GO): hydrolase activity
Source: RefSeq, a predicted model, not a curated record